Trichoplax adhaerens is the source of this 2526-nucleotide messenger RNA. RefSeq lists its product as uncharacterized. Lineage: Eukaryota; Metazoa; Placozoa; Uniplacotomia; Trichoplacea; Trichoplacidae. The record is from RefSeq and is a predicted model, not a curated record. Bases 1 to 2526 code for a protein of 841 amino acids. Gene Ontology annotation, biological process: DNA topological change. Gene Ontology annotation, cellular component: nucleus. The transcript has 21 exons. Gene Ontology annotation, molecular function: DNA topoisomerase type I (single strand cut, ATP-independent) activity; DNA binding.
AUGGUGGUGGUGUUAAUGAUCGCUGAGAAGCCAUCGCUGGCUCAAUCAAUUGCCAAAAUUCUCUCCCGUGGCACUAUGAAAACGAGAAAAGGGAUAGCUAAGCCAUGCCAAGUUUAUGAAUAUAGUGGUACAUUUCAUGGGCAGCAAGCUCGAUUUUCGGUGACUUCAGUUUGCGGCCAUGUUUAUUCGUUGGAUUUCCUGCCACAAUACAAUAAUUGGGAUGCUGUAGAUCCUGUUGAUCUGUAUGAUGCUGAAGUCAAGAAGAAAGAUGCUAAUCCUGAUCAAAAUAUCGUUAAAUUUCUAAAACAUGAGGGGCAGGGAAUCGAUUACUUAGUAUUGUGGCUCGAUUGCGAUCGCGAAGGUGAAAACAUCUGUUUUGAGGUCAUUGAUAUCGUCAAACCAGUCAUGAGAAACUCUAGCAGCCAGAAUAUAUUUCGAGCUAAAUUUUCUGCCAUUACUGAUAAAGACAUUUUUCGAGCAAUGGAGACGUUAAUAACUCCUAAUAAGAAUGAAGCUUUGUCUGUUGAUGCAAGACAAGAGUUAGAUUUGAGAAUUGGAUGUGCAUUUACUAGAUUUCAAACUAAAUAUUUUCAGGGCAAAUAUGGAGAUCUGGAUAGUUCAUUAAUUUCCUACGGGCCAUGCCAAACUCCAACGUUGGGCUUUUGUGUAGAACGUCAUGAUAAAAUUAAUUCAUUCGAACCUGAAAAAUAUUGGAAAAUCGAUGUUAAAGUUCGGCAUAAUAAUUCAACAUUUGCUUUACAAUGGAAUAGAGUUCGCAUUUUCGAUAAAAACGUCGCCUCAAUGUUUUGUGAAGAUAUCAAGGCAGUAACUCGAACAAAAAUUCUCAAAGUAACAACAACUCAGAAAUCGAAACAGAAGCCUAUUGCCCUGAAUACAGUAGAAAUGCUUCGGAAAGCUUCAUCUGGAUUGAAUAUCGGACCACACCAUACUAUGGCUUUGGCUGAAAGAUUGUAUAUUCAGGGAUAUAUUAGUUACCCUCGUACUGAGACAACAACCUACCCUCAAAAUUUCGAUUUCAGAGACCUAUUAGGCAAACUCUCAUCGCAUGAAGAUUUGGGUGAUACUGUCAAAUCGUUGCUAAAAGAUGGAUACAGCAAACCAAAGAAAGGACAGGAUGCCGGUGAUCAUCCUCCCAUCACGCCCAUGAAAGUCGCUGGUCGAAAUGAAUUGAGUGGAGACUCUUGGCGUUUGUAUGACUAUAUUGUUCGUCACUACCUAGGCAGUGUUAUGGAAGAUUGUCGCUACACGCAAACAACAUACAUGGUAGAAAUAUCUAAAGAAAGCUUUACAUGCAGUGGUGCAGUUGUGACCUCACCUGGAUUUUUAAGUGUUAUGAACUGGUUGCAGCAAGAUGAGGGCCAGAAUUUGCCUAACCUUGACCGUGGAGCGGUCUUAGAAAUCACCGAAGCUAAAUUGAGUGAACAUCAAACGUCUCCCCCUGAUUAUCUUACUGAAAGUGAAUUAAUAACGUUGAUGGAAAAGCACGGAAUUGGAACAGAUGCGAGCAUUCCAGUACAUAUCAAUAACAUCUGCGAACGAAACUAUGUAAAAAUUACAGGCUCUAGGCGUUUACAACCGACACAAUUGGGAAUUGUUCUAAUUCAUGGAUAUCACAAGAUCGAUUCAGAUUUAGCAUUACCGACAAUGAGAGCAGACGUUGAAAAGCAGCUUAAUUUAAUUGCUGCAGGAAAGGCUGACUUCAAAGCAGUGGUUAACUACGUAGUUGAUAUAUUUAGAAACAAAUUUUGCUACUUUAAAGAUUCAGUUUCUAAUAUGGAUCACUUAUUCGAAGUAUGCUUUACUAAAUUAGCAGAGACAGGAAAGCCAUUUUGCCGUUGUGGAUCCUGCAAUAGAUAUAUGAAGCUUAUUGUUGCCAAACCUUCAAGGCUUUAUUGUAAAACCUGUGAUCAAACAUACAGUUUACCGCAAAACGGUACUAUUAAACUAUACAAGGAACUUAAAUGUCCAAUCGAUGAUUUUGAACUCGUCCUUUUUUCUGCAAACACAGGAACUGCGAAGGCAGUUCCUUUAUGUCCUGCCUGCUACACAAAAUCUCCAUAUCCGGACGUAGCAAAGAACCUAAUGUGUAACCAAUGUCUACAUCCAACCUGUCCUCACUCAAUGAUGCAAAAUAGGAUUCUUGACUGUCAAAUUUGCGAUCAGGGAUCCAUUGUACUCGAUGCACCAUCAGCACCUAAAUGGAGAAUGACUUGCAAUAAAUGCAAAUUCUUUGUCCCAUUAUUACAAAAUGCUUCGAAAGUAUCUGUUAAAGAGGAAACAUGCCAUUGUCCAACCAAUAUAAUCACAAUUGAAUUCAAAGAUGAGUCACCAUUUCCUAAUGGUAAAAAAUCUCACUCUGGAUGUUUAAAUUGUGACGAGAUCUUCGUUAAAUUAAUUAAACUGGAAAGCGUAAUUGAAGAGCAGCUUCGCGGUGGACAUCGUGGACAUAGACAGGGGCGAGGAGGAAAACGAGGACGAGGACGAGGCCGAGGGAAAAAAAGAUAA